Hordeum vulgare subsp. vulgare (domesticated barley) is the source of this 2299-nucleotide messenger RNA. RefSeq names its product F-box protein At5g51370-like. Gene Ontology annotation, cellular component: SCF ubiquitin ligase complex. Lineage: Eukaryota; Viridiplantae; Streptophyta; Magnoliopsida; Poales; Poaceae. The record is from RefSeq and is a predicted model, not a curated record. Gene Ontology annotation, molecular function: protein binding. Gene Ontology annotation, biological process: SCF-dependent proteasomal ubiquitin-dependent protein catabolic process. The transcript is spliced from 3 exons. Bases 418 to 1908 code for a protein of 496 amino acids.
AGGUACAGCUCUCCGAAGCAAAGGAAACAAGAAGAGGAUGCUCACAGUCACAGACGGACGGAGACAAGGAAAGGAUUUCAAAAACUUUUGCCCACCACCACACCACAGACCACACCACACACUUGCCUGGCCAGAGAGACCCAACGGAAUCUGCACCGCCUUCUCCUCCUCUUUCCCUUAUCCCGCGCCCCCCGCGCCUCAACCCCGACUUGCAAAUCCCACGCAAAAACCCUCCACCGCAAUUUAUCUCCUUCUUUUCAAACCUCAGAUCCCCCACCGCGCCGCACGCCCAGAACCGAAGAGGCCGCCGCCCUCGCCGUGGGGCGCGCUGCAGGCCCGUCGGUCGCGGCCGGGGGGAGCCGGGCAUGCGGCGGCGCGGCGCUGCGCCGUUCGGAGGAAACGUAAUAGGGCCGAAAAAUGCCUGAGCCCGACCGCAGCUCCCUCAGCGCCGGCCGCGGCCUCCACCGCGACGGGCUCAAGGGCUGGCCCGACCUGUGGCUGCUGCCCGGGAAGCCGCCGCACUCGCCCGCCGCGGCCAUGGCCCCGCCGCCGCCGCAGCCGGACCGCGCCCCCGACCAAACCCUAGCCUUCUCGGACGAGCUCCUCCUCCGCGUCCUUGCCUACCUCCCGGAGCCCCACCUCACGGCCUCCGCCUCGCUCGUCUGCAAGAGGUGGACGCGCCUCUCCGGCCGCCUGCGCCGCCGCCUCGCGGUGCGGGACUGGGCCUUCGUCACGCACCGCCUCCCCUACCGCUUCCCCGACCUGGCGGUCCUCGACCUGUUCCCGGCCUCCAUGGCCGCCCCGGCCUCGCCGUCCCGGGCCUCCCCUGUCCUCACAUGCGGCGCGGUCUCGCUAACCCUAGACCCCAGCGCCGACCCGCCGCUCGGCGCCUGCCGGUUCCUCCCCGACGACGUGCUCGACAGGGGCCUCGCCGUCGUCGCCGCCAGGUUCCCUAACCUCCGGCGCUUGUCGGCCACGGCCGCGUCCGAGUCCGCUGGCCUCAUGGAUAUCGCCGGAGGCUGCGCCACGCUGCAAGAGCUCGAGCUCCACCGAUGUACUGACCUCGCCCUCCGCCCGGUCUCUGCCUUUGCGCACCUCCAGAUCCUCCGCAUCGUUGCCGCUUCCUCCCCGCUCUAUGGCACCAGUGAAGAUGGCGGGGUAACUGACAUCGGCCUCACAAUCCUCGCCCAUGGCUGCAAACGGUUGGUUAAGCUGGAGCUUGCGGGUUGCGAGGGCAGCUACGACGGCAUCGCUGCUGUGGGACGGUGCUGUGCGAUGCUGGAGGAGCUCACCAUUGCUGAACACAGGAUGGACGGCGGCUGGCUUGCUGCUCUAGCUUUCUGUGGCAACCUCAAGACUCUGCGGCUCCAGGGGUGUGCCAGGAUUGAUGAUGAUCCUGGGCCCGCCGAACAUCUUGGCGCCUGCCUCACGCUUGAGAGCCUGCAAUUGCAUCGGUGCCAGCUACGUGACCGCCACGCCCUCCAUGCUCUCUUUUUGGUCUGCGAGGGUGCUCGCGAGUUGCUCGUCCACAAUUGUUGGGGCCUUGAAGACGACAUGUUUGCGUUGGCUGGCCUAUGCAGGAGAGUGAAACUCCUGUCCUUGGAAGGCUGCUCAUUAGUAACAACUCGAGGACUCGAAUCAGUAGUCACCUCAUGGAAUGAUUUGCAGAGCCUACAAGUUGUCGCGUGCAAUAAAAUAAAGGACGAGGAAAUUACCGGUGCACUCUCAGAGCUUUUUUCUAAUCUCAAAGAGCUGAAGUGGAGGCCCGACAACAAAUCUCUCCUGGCGGCAAGCCUAGUGGGCACUGGAAUGGGAAAGAAGGGCAGAGUAUUUUUCAAAAGGAUUUUACCGGGCCAUCAACGAGUCAAAGGCACGAUGCUCAACUAUCCAGCGGGUGUUGCUGCUUAGUCUGAUCACGCUUUUGGUCCAGACAGAAUGUUGUGCUGCUGCAAAAUUCUUAUAAUUGGGAGCUGGCGCAAAUUCUUUGGAUUGGGAUCGAAGUUCUUCAUAUCUGGAAUCUGGCACGCCCAGGGGCAAUUGAGACACCAAUCACCCAGAUUCGUGUUUUUGGCAGAGUAUUAGCAAUCUGACACUUCCCCAUGAGGAUCCUAACCAAUAUUUAUGUACGCCAUGGAUUUUUUUUCCUUCAUAAGUUAUGGCGGAAUUUAUUAGUUCCUGAUGAUGAAAUCAGGCAGAAGUAACAAAAAGUGUUCAUGUUUUACAUCACAUGAAUCGAGUGUUAAAUGGUUCUUGUUGACUGCACACUUUGCAGUGAGGAAAUACUUUGGUGGUUACUCUA